AAUCAACUACUUCAGGCAAAAACACACCCGUUCAACAUUCUUGUGGCGUCUGAAAACUAUAAGAGAGGUCAUGGGAAGCGUAGCAAACUGAAAUGGGAUCCGGACAGAGACAUUGUUCAAGCCCUGGACCUCGCCUUCAGCAAAAGUAUUUCAACUGUGGAGCCCACAGGCAAGCGGUUUCUGGUGGCAGUGGAUGUAAGUUCUUCUCUGAGCAGCGUGACUCACGGCAGCUCCAUCAGCACUGUAGCAGUGGCAGCGGCCAUGUGUUUAGUGAUUGCACAGACGGAGCCAGACGCACAGAUUGUGGUUUUCUCUGAAGGAAGCGUUCGUCCCUGCGCUGUCUCUUCUGAUAUGACAUUUAUGCAGGUAGCAGCACAUCUCAUCCAGACACCCGGUGGUAGCACAGACUGUGCCUUACCCAUCACCUGGGCCUCAGAGAAUGAUAAAUCUGUGGACGUCUUCAUCAUUUUCACUAAUAAUCAAACGUUUGGGAGGGAAAAUCCAGCAGACACACUGAAGACGUAUAGACAAAAAAUCGGUUUAUUUUCCAAACUGAUUGUGUGCGGAUUGAUUGCCAACUCCCUGUCCGUCGCUGACCCUGAAGACCGCGGCAUGCUGGACAUCUGCGGCUUUGACUCGCAAGCAGUUGAUGUCAUCCGUAACUUCGCACUCGAUGUCAUUUAAAAGCUGUUUGUUUUGUAGCAUGCAGUCGGUUUUCUGAAAGGACAAUGAGACAUGGAUGCAACCCGCAUCAACAUGCAAAAAAAUGUUCUACAUUUUAAUUUGGAAAUCAUGUUUUUGAAGUUUGGAAUGGAGUCCAAAUCUAAUUGAAUAACCAGCAGGGUGGAGUAGUUGCAGUGAAAAUCACGGAGAGCAAAUUCACAAAAUGACGAUUAUGUUUACUGAUAUUCAUUAACCUGGUCCAGUGAAAUAAUGCUCAUUUCUGAGCAGAGCAUAGCUGAAGUACAUGUUGUUGUGUCU
Molecule: messenger RNA, 981 nt
Organism: Sinocyclocheilus grahami
Lineage: Eukaryota; Metazoa; Chordata; Actinopteri; Cypriniformes; Cyprinidae
Gene: ro60
Product: Ro60, Y RNA binding protein
Exons: 5
Cellular component (GO): ribonucleoprotein complex
Molecular function (GO): RNA binding
Source: RefSeq, a predicted model, not a curated record